Mesitornis unicolor (brown roatelo) is the source of this 321-nucleotide messenger RNA. RefSeq names its product trafficking protein particle complex 4 (gene TRAPPC4). The record is from RefSeq and is a predicted model, not a curated record. NCBI's taxonomy places the organism in Eukaryota, Metazoa, Chordata, Aves, Mesitornithiformes, Mesitornithidae. Gene Ontology annotation, biological process: endoplasmic reticulum to Golgi vesicle-mediated transport. Gene Ontology annotation, cellular component: TRAPP complex. The annotation marks the transcript as partial. The transcript is spliced from 3 exons.
UCUCCCCGCAGGCUGUUCGCCAUCGGGUCACAGCUGUCCCCCGAGGUGGGGAGCUCCGGGAUCGAGAUGCUGGAGACCGACACCUUCAAGCUGCACUGCUUCCAGACGCUGACAGGGAUCAAAUUCGUGGUUCUUGCUGACCCGAGGCAGGCGGGGAUAGACUCCCUUCUCCGCAAGAUCUACGAGAUUUACUCAGACUAUGCGCUGAAGAAUCCUUUCUACUCCCUGGAGAUGCCCAUCAGAUGUGAGCUGUUUGACCAGAACCUGAAGCUUGCCCUGGAGGUGGCAGAGAAAGCUGGACCCUUUGGACCUGGAUCGUAG